AUGGCCAAGGAAAUACGUAGAGUGGCUGUUAUUGGCGCCGGUCCGGCGGGCGCGAUUGCUACGGAUGCGCUGGUGAAGGAGCAGGCCUUCGACGUUGUCCGCGUGUUUGAGCGACGGGAUCUCGCUGGAGGAACUUGGGUGUAUACUCCUGAGCUUCCGUCACGGAUCCCUUCUCUCCGCGACCUCGUCGAGCAACGAGCUAAUCCUCCCGUCGACCUCCCCAAGACCUUUCCCACAUGGACCCCGAAGACUGAGAAGAUCAACUCGCAUCAGCUGCGCUAUGCGGAUACCGGAGUACACGAAACCCUCCACAGCAACAUCACGCCCGAGAUCAUGGCCUUCACGCAAGAACCUAUCCCGAAGAUUCUCUCGGAGCGCACGAUUGCCCAGUAUGGACCCGGCGCCCCUUUCAGACACCGCGAGCUCAUUCGAGAAUGGGUCGAGGCAAUCUUCACACGUGGAGGCCAUGACAAGCUGGUCGAGUUCAGCACCACGGUCGAGCUGGCGGAGAAGAAGGGCGACGAGUGGGUCUUGACGCUCAGGAAGGUGGUCCCAGGCAAGUCGAAAGACUACUGGUGGCAAGAAACUUUCGAUGCGAUAGUUGUCGGGUCUGGUCAUUUCUACUUGCCUUACAUUCCCGAUAUCCCAGGCCUCGUCAAGUAUGAUGAGAAGUUCCCGGGGCGCGUAAAGCACACCAAACACUUUCGAAGUCCCGAGGAGUUCAGGGGCAAGAAGGUUGUAGUCGUCGGUGGUUCAGUCUCGGCAUUUGACGCACUACACGACAUUCGCCUAGUAUCACAAACUCCCGUGAUAGCGUCUCUUCGUGAACCACUACCCGCAUUCGGAUGGGCCCCCUUCACCCAUCCCGACAUCACCAUCAAGCCGCAAAUCACGCAUUUUUGCCACAAGACCGGCCGCAUCACAUUCAGCGACAAGUCAACUGUGGACGACGUGGACGUCGUGUUGUUCGCUACAGGCUAUGACUUCAGCUUCCCCUUCUUGCCAAAGUUGAAGGUUGAAAAUCGGCGUAUCCCGAGACUUUACCAACACGUUUUCCACACCGAUGACCCGUCUCUGGCAUUUGUGGGCAUGGUGACUGGUGGUUUCACCUUCCGUGUGUUUGAGUGGCAAGCUGUAGCUGCCGCUCGUGUGUUUGCGGGACGCGGGCAACUUCCAUCCACAACGGAGAUGGAGAGAUGGGAAGCAGAUCGUCUAGUUAAGCGAGGUGAUGGCGUUCCGUUCUUUACUCUUUCCCCAGAUUUUGAGGAGUAUUUUGAAGCGUUGCGCGCCAUUGCUGGCGAGCCUGCGCCUGGCUCGACGGGACGAAUACUGCCCAAAUUCGACCCGAAGUGGCUGGAGGCAUUCGCCGACGUCAUCAAUGCUCGAGUCGACUGGUGGAAGAAAGAGACCGAAAAGGCAGAGAAACAGCAGAAGACGCUAUACAAAUCUAAGCUAUGA
This is a messenger RNA of Colletotrichum gloeosporioides, 1458 nucleotides long. RefSeq names its product Flavin-containing monooxygenase ustF2. Gene Ontology annotation, molecular function: NADP binding; flavin adenine dinucleotide binding; N,N-dimethylaniline monooxygenase activity. The coding region runs from base 1 to 1458 and encodes 485 amino acids. The transcript has 4 exons. The record is from RefSeq and is a predicted model, not a curated record. Lineage: Eukaryota; Fungi; Ascomycota; Sordariomycetes; Glomerellales; Glomerellaceae.